ACAGAUUUUCCCUAAUUCUCCGCCUAGCUCUAGAGCCCACAUCUCUUAUCUGCAUCUUCUCAAAACUCAGAUUGUGAAUUUCUACCCUAAUAUCCAUCUCGCCUUUGAGAUUAAUCAAAGUGCAGCAAUGGAGACACUACCAUCUUAUAAUUGCAUUAUCCACCUGGAGAAAUUCCCCACAUUCAGUAUAGAAAAGGCCAUGUGCAACCACGGCUUUUUCAUGAUGGCUCCCAACUGUUGGGAGCCAUCUACUAAAAGCUUUUCUCGUCCUCUGCGAUUAGCGGAUUCCACAUCUGUUAUGACUUUCAUUUCACAACCUCCAGGAAAGGAUCAUCUUGUCAUUAAAGUUUAUGGUGCAAGUAUUCUUUGGCUUAAGGAUGAGCUAGCCAUCCAGUCUCAAGUUAAGAGAAUGUUGAGGCUAUCUGACAUGGAUGAACAAGAUGUGAGAGAUUUCCAUAAGCUUCAUCCAGAAGCUGAGGCCAAAGGAUUUGGUAGAUUGUUUCGAUCACCAACCUUAUUUGAAGACGUGGCCAAGUCUCUUCUUCUUCGCUUUUGCCCGUGGAAGACAUCAUUGGAUCUCGCAAAGGCUCUGUGUUUUUUACAAUAUAAAAAAUUCAAGUCGAAAAGAAAGAGAGCCAAUAUUUCAUCUUAUGGAGACUUCCCGAAUGCAGAAGAAUUAGCAAGUUUUAGUGAGAAAGAGCUAAAAGGUAAAGGCAAUUUUGGGUAUAGAGCAAGGGAGUUGAUUAUGUUGGCAAAACAAGUUGUUGAUGGGGAAAUUUAUCUCAGUAAGUUUGAAAAAGACCACAUUGGUACCGAACCAAACUGGUCUAAGCUGAAGAUAAACGGUGCUGGUCCGUUCACUAUUAAAACUAUCAUGAUGUGUGCUGGAUAUUAUAGUUACAUCCCAAUUGAUAGUGAAACAAUGCGUCAUAUGGAUGAGUUUCAUGGACUUAAAGUGCACAAGAGAAAAAGAGGAUCCAUCAAUCUCCAGAUAAGGGACAAAAUACAGCAAAUCUACAAACGUUAUGAUCCAUUUCAGUCUUUGGCUUACUGGUUUGAACUUGUCAACUCUUAUGAAACAGAACUUGGGAAGGAAUUAAGCGAGUUAUUACCAUCAGAAUAUCAUCAUGUUACUGGUAACUAUGAAAAGGAGAAGAAGAAAUUCUGAGCAAUUCACAUGGAAAAAAAGGAGUAGUAGAAGAAGAAGAUAUCGAACAGAGAGUCAGGAAAAAUGGGAGGAAGAAUCAUAGAAGGGGAAAAAGGGGUGACAGAAGAAAAUAUUUACAGAAUUUCAUUCUUGUUUCUCUCUGUAUUUAUAGGCUGUGUUUUUGUAGCCGUAACUGCAUUAAAUAAUUUGACUAAAUCCCUAACUGACUUGAUUUUCUAACUAGCUAUUUUCCUUGUUCUAACAUUCUAUAUUUCGUUUAGGAUAUACUUGUAACUCCAUGUUUUUUUAGGCCAAAUGCAUCGUCAGCUCCUCAAAAGUGUUUCAAUAAUUCAUGUAGCA
Nicotiana tabacum (common tobacco) is the source of this 1507-nucleotide messenger RNA. RefSeq lists its product as uncharacterized. The record is from RefSeq and is a predicted model, not a curated record. Gene Ontology annotation, biological process: base-excision repair, AP site formation; DNA repair. Gene Ontology annotation, cellular component: nucleus. Lineage: Eukaryota; Viridiplantae; Streptophyta; Magnoliopsida; Solanales; Solanaceae. Gene Ontology annotation, molecular function: 8-oxo-7,8-dihydroguanine DNA N-glycosylase activity.